This is a messenger RNA of Cuscuta campestris, 3498 nucleotides long. Lineage: Eukaryota; Viridiplantae; Streptophyta; Magnoliopsida; Solanales; Convolvulaceae. The record is from the annotation of a GenBank genome assembly.
UUUAUACUCCUCAAAAGUAGCUAGAAAAAUUCCAACAGUAACUAAUUCAUCUGAGAUGAGAAUAAACACGGGAAGAUCUCGGCCGCUCCUCUAUAAAAAACCAAUUUUUUUCCAAAAAUGAGGAAUUCAUGGGAAAGCCAAGUUAACGGAAGAUGAGGAUUUGAUCGAUUUGGGGUUUAGAUUCUCUAUCUUUUUACCCAUGUUUAAGGAUGCUUCAUGGUUGAAAACUUGAAAUGGUUGUUUUCCCUGCUAGCGCCAUGUUUGACUUUUAUACUUUAGUCCGAGGCAUUUAGCACUGGUUGGACUCCAAUAAGCUGUUGGAAAAUUCUUUGGUUGUCCAGACCAAUUUGUUGGGCAAAUCUCCUUUGGCAAUUCAUCUCCGAAAUUCGGAGACACUAUAUACAUCUGUUUCACAGGAUCUGGUUGAUCGAUUAAACAGAAUAUAUAAAACAUAUAAGCUUGAUCAUCUUGCACUUGGUCUAUAUAUAUUGAGCUCUAUCAAUAAAUUUGGCAAAUCUAUAUACUUAUCAAAAGGCAAGGAUCACAAAGUUACAUCACGGCUCCAAGAUGGAUUUGAACUUAAAGGACAUUGACUGUUUUAGUGACAGCAGCAGUGAGGAUCAAGAAUAUGGUGGAAAUGCUUGUUCUAUUCUAUCUAGUCUUGAGGAAACUAUUGGGAGAAUAGAUGAUUUCUUAUCCUUUGAAAGGGUGUUUGUACAAGGAGACAUAGUUUGCUUAGUGAAGGAUCCAUCCUUGCAGACGGGUAGAGUGGUCAAUGUCAAUAUGGUUGUUGAUCUGGAGGACAUUUCCGGAAGUAAAUUAUGCAAUAUCGACUCCAGAAAACUUCAAACAGUACGUUCAAUCGCAAUUGGAGAUUAUGUAGUAUGUGGGCCUUGGCUUGGAAAAGUUGAGAAAGUAGUUGAUAGGAUAACCGUUCUGUUUGAUGACGGUUUUUUGUCUAAAUUCACCAUAACGGAAACCAAUAUGUUCACACCCAUUUCUCCAGAUUUACUUGAAGAUCCACGGUAUCCGUUUUAUCCUGGGCAAAGAGUGAAGAUUCAUACCCAAUACAUCCCCAAAUCAGACAAGUGGUUUUAUGGUACAAGAAAUGGUAAAACAGAUAUAGGGACAGUUUGCUCUUUGGAUACCGGAUUUGUGUGUGUCGGUUGGAUUGGUUGUGUGUCAAAUGGUCAUUCGAAGGCAUCUGUCCCUUCACAUAAGCAGGAUCCCAAAAAUCUGACCAUGUUGUCAUGUUUUUCUGAUGCCAAGUGGCAGGUUGGGGAUUGGUGUUUGCUUCCAGUCGCUGACUAUGGCAACUUCCAGAAAAGUUCUCUUAGGAAAUUUCCAGAUGUCAAACAGGCCAUUCUUCCACAUAUUCAUGGAUUUCCAGAAGGCAGCAAGCAACCUCACAAACUAUUUCAGAAGAAGAAGGAACUUGCGGUAAUUGUGAGGACAAAGGCAAAAGUUGAUGUUCUGUGGCAGGAUGGGAAUGUGACAUUUGGUUUAGAUGCAAAUUCUCUGUCUCAUGUAAAUGCUGUUGAUUCCCAUGACUUUUGGCCCGGCCAGUUUGUGCUUCAAAAGGAUUUUUUUGAUGACUCGAGCAGUCCAAGUCUUCAUAGAUGGGGAGUUGUGACGUGUUUGGAUACCAAUGAGCGGACUGUGAGGGUAAAAUGGACCAAGGAAUUCAAUAGUUUUGAGAGUGAGGAAACUGUGAGUGCUUAUGAAUUGAUGGAUCAUCCAGAUUACUCGUACGGUUUCGGUGAUGCUGUGUUUAGGUUCCGUUUGGAUAAAUCCCAAACUUUGCGGGAAAGUAAAAACAACCUUGUGCACAUUAAGGAUGAAACAGAUCUGAACAGCAACGAUUACUCAUCAAGCAUUGGCAUAAUUGUUGGCUUUAAUGAUGGAAACAUCAAAGUGAAAUGGGCUAAUGGUGCUACAAGCAUGGUUGCUCCCUAUGAGGUAUAUUGCAUAGAUACAUAUGAAGAUGCAGCUACUGUUCUUGUACCUUAUAGCGAUAAUCUAGAGCCAACAAAUGGUGGGACGAACCUGCAUGGCAAUAAACAACUUUCAAGAGAGAAAGGAAAGGAUCCGUUGGAUUUUCACGGCAAUGGUGAAAUUUGCAAAGUGAAGCUUCCAUUGGCCACAGGCUGCGGUUCCUUUUCUCAAGCUGUGAUUGCACUCUUAUCAAGAUUCAGCUCAAGUCUGUUCGGUACAUCUCUGUUUGGUGGAUACCAUCAUACAUCCAAAGAAGAGAACAAAACAGAGAUUCUCGGCGAGGAAUCUGAAAGAAAUAAUUCAGAUAAAGUGAUAGAGAAGGAAGCCGAGGAUCAGCCGAGUAGAGAUGGUGGGCCCUCGACUAGUAGCAAGCUGCCACCAGAAAGCUUCAGUCAGUUUGACAUUGUCAAUGGUUGCUCAGACCACCAUUUUGUGAACAACACGGGAAAGGAUGUGACAUCAUCCCUGGUGAAAAGAGGCUGGCUGAAGAGGGUUCAAGAAGAAUGGAACAUUUUGGAGCAUGAUCUUCCUGAAGCAAUUUAUGUGCGUGUCUAUGAGGAGAGAAUGGAUUUGCUCCGUGCUGCCAUUGUUGGCGCUCCCGGAACCCCAUAUCACGACGGACUGUUUUUCUUUGACAUUUGCUUUCCUCCAGAGUAUCCCUACGAGCCACCCAUGGUUCACUACAACUCAGGUGGACUUCGUGUGAAUCCGAAUCUGUAUGAAUCAGGGAAGGUUUGCCUCAGUCUCUUAAACACAUGGACAGGCUCUGGGAAUGAAGUUUGGAACCCAAAAAGAUCAACAAUCCUACAACUGCUUCUUUCCCUUCAAGCUCUUGUGCUCAAUGAAAAGCCUUACUUCAAUGAGGCCGGGUAUGACUCACAGAUUGGUAAAGCUGAUGGGGAGAAGAACUCUGUCAACUAUAACGAGAACGCUUAUCUGGGCACGUGCAAGUCCAUCCUAUACUUGCUACGCAACCCACCCAAGCAUUUUGAAGCACUUCUCAAAGAACACUUGAGCAAGCGGGGCGAGCAUAUUAUGUUGGCUUGCAAGGCAUAUAUGGAUGACCCUCCUGUGGGUUCUUGCCACCUAAGAUCUGACCAAGAACAUGUGAAAGGAUGCUCUAAAGGAUUCAAGAUCAUGAUUGCGAAGAUUCUUCCUCGACUCGUGGAGGCAUUUUCUGAUAUGGGCAUCCGUUCAAGCUAGUUUUUUGACGCAUGUGAGUGAAACAACUUUGCAACAACAAAAAAAUAUAGAUAUGGUAUGGAUAAUAUCACAUAAUAAGAACCAUACUAUCUAGCUCUGCUGUUUGAUAGCUUGUGCAAAAGAAAUGAGUGUGAAAAUGUGUUGUACACACUCUGCAAUAGUAUAUGAUUUUCUUUUAAAUAACAACAACCCAGUAUAAAUAAUCCCAGAAUUAUUGGGGUCUGGGGUGUCAAGAUGUACCAGUUUUACCCUUAUAAAAACAGAGAAGUUUCUAUUAAUCCCUAGACGCAUUGCUGGUUU